CACUCACUAUAUACAUUAUUAACAAAGUUUUAGAAUUACUAGAUUAUUUAUUUUGCUUUUAAAUCAUGAAGGACACAGUAAAAUUACAGUGACUAAGUGAAUCCUGCAUUUGAGUUAGAGACACACACAAAAUCAAACCGUAUAAAAUAUACAAUAUUGGAAGAAGCGCUGGACGGCAUCUACUCUGAUGGAUUCACUUAAAUUUGGGAUGCUGAGGUUCAAAAAGGUGGCAGGAUUUCCAGGAUUAUUUGGACUCCCAGUCAGAAGUUCCAGCCUGCCGCUGUUUGCUGAUGCCAUGCCACCACCAACUCAACUGGUUUUCCCCCUGCUCCGGAACUGUGAACUGAGCAGGAUCUACGGCACGGUGUGUUACUGCCAUCACAAGCACUUCUGCUGCUCAUCACCCCAUGGUCCUCAGAGUCGCCUGAGAUACACACCCCACCCAGCGUAUGCCACCUUUUGCAGGCCGAAGGAGAACUGGUGGCAGUACACCCAAGGGAGAAAAUACGCUUCCACGCCGCAGAAAUUUUACCUCACACCUCCACAGGUGAACAGCAUUCUUAAAGCUAAUGAAUACAGCUUCAAAGUGCCAGAAUUUGAUGGCAAAAAUGUUAGUUCUAUCCUUGGGUUUGACAGCAACCAGCUACCUGCAAAUGCUCCUAUCGAGGACCGGAGAAGUGCAGCAACCUGCCUGCAGACCAGAGGGAUGCUUUUGGGGGUUUUUGAUGGCCAUGCCGGCUGUGCCUGUUCCCAGGCAGUCAGUGAAAGACUCUUUUAUUAUAUCGCCGUCUCUUUGUUGCCCUAUGAGACCUUGCUGGAGAUUGAAAAUGCAGUGGAGAGUGGGCGAGCACUGCUGCCCAUUCUCCAGUGGCACAAGCACCCUAAUGAUUACUUCAGCAAGGAGGCCUCUAAAUUGUACUUCAACAGCCUUAGGACUUACUGGCAAGAGCUUAUAGACCUUAACACGGGGGAGUCAGCUGAUGUUGAUGUUAAGGAGGCUUUAAUUAACGCCUUCAAGAGACUUGAUAAUGACAUCUCCUUGGAGGCCCAAGUCGGGGAUCCCAGUUCUUUCCUCAACUACCUGGUGCUUCGAGUGGCCUUUUCAGGGGCUACUGCUUGUGUGGCCCAUGUGGAUGGCGUUGACCUUCAUGUGGCUAAUACAGGGGAUAGCAGAGCCAUGCUGGGUGUGCAGGAAGAAGAUGGGUCUUGGUCAGCAGUCACACUCUCUCAUGACCACAAUGCUCAGAAUCAAAGCGAACUGGAACGACUGAAAUUGGAACACCCGAAGAAUGAGGCCAAGAGUGUGGUGAAACAGGAUCGGUUGCUGGGCUUGCUGAUGCCGUUUAGGGCUUUUGGAGACGUCAAGUUCAAAUGGAGCAUUGACCUUCAAAAGAGAGUGAUAGAAUCUGGCCCAGACCAGAUGAAUGACAAUGAAUAUACCAAGUUUAUCCCUCCUAAUUAUUACACACCUCCGUAUCUCACUGCUGAGCCGGAGGUAACUUACCACCGGUUGAGGCCACAGGAUAAGUUUCUGGUGUUGGCUACUGACGGGUUGUGGGAGACUAUGCAUAGGCAGGAUGUGGUUAGAAUUGUGGGUGAGUAUCUAACUGGCAUGCAUCACCAACAGCCAAUAGCUGUUGGUGGCUAUAAAGUGACUCUAGGACAGAUGCAUGGCCUUUUAACAGAAAGGCGAGCCAAGAUGUCCUCGGUGUUCGAGGAUCAGAAUGCAGCCACCCAUCUCAUUCGCCAUGCUGUGGGCAACAACGAGUUUGGAACAGUAGAUCAUGAACGUCUCUCCAAAAUGCUUAGUCUUCCUGAAGAGCUUGCUCGGAUGUAUAGAGAUGACAUUACAAUCAUCAUUGUUCAGUUCAAUUCUCAUGUUGUGGGGGCAUAUCAAAAUCCAGAACAGUGAGUGGGCCCUGCCCUGGCAUGUCUCAAAUUCCAUUUAAAGGGCUGAGAGGUUGAAAGAGGUGAUCAUACCAUUACCAGUGGGUCUUUCUAAGCAUUUGCCCAUUUGCUACUCUAGCUCUAUCAAGUACUCCAAAUUGACUGCAGCAGGGUGGCAAGAUCACAAGGAUCUGACUCUGCCCAGCUCAGACCUCCCAGCACCUGUUUAUGAGUAUACUGAGUUUGUGAAUAUGGUGCUCCUUAUUGUGGGUGUCUCCAAACAUUGGAGUUUACCAAAUCCGAGAAAGUCGGGAUGACUGGGCAAGUAGGACUUUGAAUAGGUCAAAAGCAAAUGUCUUACUGAACAUACGUUCUCGGUAAAAGGGAAGAAACAUCACUAUUCACACUUGCACUCCCCUUUCUUCACUAAGAGUGGGAUGUACCCGGUAACAUUUAUUUAUUGCAUGACUUCCUAGAUACAUAAUCUAUGCAUUAACCAUCUGAAUUUGUUUUAGCCUGCAAUGGUUUUCCAGUCCAAUACUUAAGCCAUAAAUGACCAAGAACCAAGCAGUCUGAAUGUGUUCAGUUUUGUGGUGAUCCCACUAAAACACUUCUUACUUGGAAGAACAAACUCUUGCUCCCGUCCCCACCCCUAGGUUCCUCAUGUGUGUAAGCGUUUUCUGUGCCACACACUUGAAAACAAAGAUUUUUAAUUUUAUCUACUCUUAUGCUAAAUAAAAAGCAUUUUUUGUUUGUA
Echinops telfairi (small Madagascar hedgehog) is the source of this 2644-nucleotide messenger RNA. It is a transcript of the gene PDP1, whose product is annotated as pyruvate dehydrogenase phosphatase catalytic subunit 1. The transcript has 2 exons. The coding region runs from base 188 to 1912 and encodes 574 amino acids. NCBI's taxonomy places the organism in Eukaryota, Metazoa, Chordata, Mammalia, Afrosoricida, Tenrecidae. The record is from RefSeq and is a predicted model, not a curated record. Gene Ontology annotation, biological process: protein dephosphorylation. Gene Ontology annotation, molecular function: protein serine/threonine phosphatase activity; cation binding.